AUGUCUGAAUCAACCAUUCCCACCGAGGCUGCUGGUCAGCCUUCGAUCCUGAGUGAUCUGACAUUUGGAAUCGAAUUCGAGUUUCUCGCUUAUGCACCUGAUAAUGUUAAUCCCCAAAGGGCCGCAAUGAAAGCCCUGAACAGGCCUGUCCAAGUUCAAUGCGACAAGUGUCCUCAAAUACACUCUUUUAUGCUGCCCGUAGAAGAUUCUAUCGACAAUCCCAGACCAUUCCAGCUCUGGACUUCCCACAACGAUGUUUCAAUUGUACCCGAAACCAACGAAGCUGGUUACAUCCCAGAAGAGUGUCGAUUCUACCCGCUGGAACUUGUCAGCCGAAUCCUCAACUUCACCAAGCCUACACCUGAUCCCAUUGGACAGAUUUACCCUUGUACUGGCGAACCAUACGAAUGGUCAGCCCAGACUGAAGUCGCUGCUGUCCUCCAAAGACUAAUCGAAUGUUUUUCCAGGCCCGGCUUCUUGCUCUGCAACAACAGAUCCACAGGUCUUCAUACUCAUUGGGGCAAUGGUCAAGAGAGGCCACCUGUACAGACUUCGAUUGGAAUGUUUGGCGUCUUCACUGCUCUCGAACGUCACUUUGAUGCACUGCUCCCGGUGUCUAGAAUCUGCUCGCAAGGAGUCAGAGGCCCCUCGCUCGGAAUCAACAGACCCAACCCUUUGUACUCAUACUCUGAGAUUAAGGAGAAUGUGUAUGUUGGCAGUACUUCCAAGGUCUUCCUCGAGGACUUUGCGCGAACAAUCAGAGGUGCCAUGGAUCUGGAAUCUGAAGAGGAGACUCGAGCUACAAUCUAUGAAGCCUUGAGAAACUGUAACGCCCCUGCUUGGCUUGAAUCGAUGUCAGCUCAUGAUAGCAUCGAUGAUUUCCUUGACUCUUGGCCUCCAACGCAGGGCAGAGGAAGAGCUACGCUCAGUCAACGAUCAAUUGCCGUCAACCUUACCAACCUCCAGAGAUUCAACGGCUCCAAGGGCACCAUCGAAGUCAGAGCUACUCCGGGAAGUUCUGAUAUCGACGAGGUCUGGGCUUGGUGUGACUUUAUGGGCAAGCUCGUUCUUUGGCUCUCUACCCCAGGCAUUCAACACAAGGACAUCAUUAUUGGCAUCUGGGCUAACCCUCAUAGCAGCAUAUUUGACCUUCUCACGCAAGUCGGUGUCUCUCAAUCCACUUUCGACUUUUACACUGAUCGUAUGGAUAGAAACUGGGCUGCAGAACGCUUCAACCGUCUGGCUACAAAGCUUAAGGGUAACCCUUUCAAAAAUUUCAUCCGCGCUGUCGAGAACAAUCGAUACGAAGACUGCCGUCGUUUCCACGUUGACGCCAAGAUUCAAGAGAAGUUGGAGCAAGGUCUGUAUGGUCAGCACCCCGAUGCAUUCCUGCAAGUCAUGCUGCCCUCGGAACUGUACUAUCACCCAGAAAGCUUGAAUCUGAACAUGAACAAGUGCGACCUUAAGAGCAGAACUGACGAGAUUAUAGAAGAUGCCAAAGCCUUGGCUGCCGCUAAAUCUGAAGUCCCACCGAGAAAGUUGUACGUGUGGGUUCCACCACGCGGCGACGACUCUGGCUCUGGUUCACCCACCUCUGCAUCUCUUGUUCCUCCUCCCCUCUUCGCCAGACCUUCUGUUCCCCAACGUACCCCUGAUAUCCCUUCGGAUCUUGAAGAUCCCUUCACCACAACCUCUCCCAUAUCCACACCAUCCCGUCCUGCUGGUCACAUUCCUACCGUCAGAGAUUUAGCUGACAUUAUCCAACACCAGAACAACGUCGAUCGUCAUGCUGCCAUGGAAAUCGACUCUGAAUGGGACAGCAGUCUUUCCGCCGGUACUCCCACUAGAUCUCCAAGGGCCUCUCCUGCCCAGUCAGAAGACUUCCCUUUCCGCGCUACCAAUGAUGCCGAGAGAACUUAUGCUCAACAGAUUCCGGAGGGCGCAGCUUCUGAUUCUGAAGCUAGGUCUCCUGAAAGUGCACCUAGAACUCCUGACAACAGAUUCGAGGCUUAUGAUAGUGAUUCAAUGGAUGAGUCGGUAUAG
Aureobasidium pullulans EXF-150 is the source of this 2043-nucleotide messenger RNA. RefSeq lists its product as uncharacterized. Bases 1 to 2043 code for a protein of 680 amino acids. The record is from RefSeq and is a predicted model, not a curated record. Lineage: Eukaryota; Fungi; Ascomycota; Dothideomycetes; Dothideales; Saccotheciaceae. The transcript has a single exon.